AUGCUUCGGUCUCCCGUGGGGCUCAUGGCCCCUGGGAUGGCCAUUCACAGGCAUACAGUGGUGCCAUUGACGCUGGGAUCGAGAGCCGUGCGUGUGUUGGCCCAUGCGCCCCGCCGCGCCGUGCCCAGCAGCAGCGGCAGCAGCCGCCCGUGCCGCGCUCAGCACGUCGCGCUGGCAUGCGGCGGCGAGGACGGCCCCAGCAGCAACGGCGGCGACACCGGCGGCGCCGGCGGCGCCGGCAACCCAUUUGACGACGCUGAGGCCGUAGGGCCCCUGCGGCCAGACGCCGCCGCCAGCAAGGCGGGCGCAUGGCUUGCGACCGCCGCCAAACUCGCGGGCGGUGUCGUGCUUUUUGCAGCGGCCGCCGCGCUGCAGCCGCGCGCCUCUCACGCCGCCGCGGCCCCGCCCGCCGCUGACAGCCGCCUGCUCUCGAACGAGCAGGCCAGCACCAGCGGCGGCGGGCCCGCCCCGGCCUCGCAGCAACAGCAGCAGCAGCAGCAGCGGCGCCGCGCGGGCGGGUGGCGGCGCAGCGGCGGCGCCAACCCCGCCGCAGACUUGGCCGCUUCGGCGGUGGAUGAGGUGUACGUGGGGCCCGGCGCGGGCGGCGGCAGCAAGGCAACCGGGAAGGGGGCGCAGGUCAAGGGCGGCGGCGGCCAGGCCAGCCCGCUGCCGGCCCCGAAGGAUAUGGAGAGGAUUAUCAGCGGCGGCAUGAAGAGCAGCAGCGCCUUGACUGACCCAGACCUGCAGGCACUGAUCGGCCGCAAAAAAGCGGAGCACUAUCGCCGCACCCGCCAGGCCCCUGGCAGCGACAAGGCGCGCUGGGGGUGUUACAACGGGGCGGGGGAUGACUGGAAUCAUGCCUACGAGGCGUCCCUCCAGUCCAAGCUGGGGGUGCCCCUGGACUUUGACGACCUGAUGACGUCACAGGUCUACGCGCCGCAGGACGUGCCCGGGCGGUGA
Monoraphidium neglectum is the source of this 960-nucleotide messenger RNA. RefSeq lists its product as hypothetical. Bases 1 to 960 code for a protein of 319 amino acids. The transcript has 4 exons. NCBI's taxonomy places the organism in Eukaryota, Viridiplantae, Chlorophyta, Chlorophyceae, Sphaeropleales, Selenastraceae. The record is from RefSeq and is a predicted model, not a curated record.